Molecule: messenger RNA, 681 nt
Organism: Sciurus carolinensis (gray squirrel)
Lineage: Eukaryota; Metazoa; Chordata; Mammalia; Rodentia; Sciuridae
Gene: Fate1
Product: fetal and adult testis expressed 1
Exons: 6
Coding region: 73-681 (202 amino acids)
Biological process (GO): negative regulation of mitochondrial calcium ion concentration; negative regulation of apoptotic process
Cellular component (GO): mitochondrial outer membrane; endoplasmic reticulum; mitochondria-associated endoplasmic reticulum membrane contact site
Molecular function (GO): ubiquitin protein ligase binding
Source: RefSeq, a predicted model, not a curated record
AUGAGAGGCCACUGAGGGAUUCUUCAAGGAAGAAGAGAAAACCAACAGGCCUGCUAAGUUGCCAGGUGGAGAAUGGUUGCAGGAAUCACCCAUCUACUGUCAUGGAGGUCAGUCAUAGCUUCAAGUGAGCAACUGGUGGUGAUGGCAGGAGGGCCCCCUAGCAUGAAGGAGGAGAUAGAAAUGUGCAUAGCUGAAGAAGUGGGGCCUGGAAGCCAUGGGAAAAGUCAAGAGCAACUGGUGAUAGCAGAAAUGAUGGAGCAUGGAUCCUGGUCACUAGGUGCUCCCCAAAGGCGACAGAAGUUGGAACCAAAGGCUUCUGGCUCUUCUGCAGGCCAAACAGUUUGGAGUAUGAGUGCCACUCGGCCCAAGAAAUUGGGGCACCAGCUGCAGAAGCCCAGGAUGUCAAGAGAGCCAGGCCAUGGUAAUGCCCAUCCCCAAGAGUAUCCAGGCAGUUUUCAAGGCAUGAGGUUCCAUUAUGAACGCAACCCAGAAGCAGAGAUUGGCCUGGAAGAGCUCAAUGGACUAGAGAUGGAAAUCAUGAGAAGACAGCUGCACAUGAUCACUGGACGCCUGCGUGCCCUUGAGGACCAAGGCGCCACCUGGCGGCACAGGGAGGCUGUGUUCUUCACCCUGCUGGUGUCUGCCUGCAUCGCCAACCUGUGGCUGUGGAUGCGCCAAUGA